AUGCUGGAAUGGCGGCAUUCGGUCAGCGGUCGUCUGUUCCACAUCGACCUGCGUACGGGCCACAGCAUCGCCAUCGGCCCACAAAGACAGGCUCAUCGAACGACCAUCGUCAAUCGAUCCAGCCUGAACAAAGGCUUCACCAUCACACCCCGACCCGCUGCACACGCAACUGCGAUCUCGGAUGACGAGUUUGAAGAUGCCGAGCUGGAUGCCAUCAUUGCAUCGAUACCGCUCCCACCUCCGGCCUCGGAAGUAUCCGGAAAUGGCCUGGAUGUGGGUUUGGGGGUGCAGGGCGAAGUGCUGGGGGCGAUUACCCGAUCGACACUAGCGCAAGCCAGGGUGCUGGACCAGGUGGACGGCAAGUUCAUCGUAUGCACCACCAUUGUCGAGGGACAGCAGGUGGUGUUUUGCGUCGACCAACAUGCUGCUGAUGAGCGGUACCAACUCGAACGCUUUCUAGAAGAGUAUGCCACGCGGUGUGCCGAUCGAACCGCAGCAUUCUUGCUCGAAGCGGCAGUGACAGUCGACGUCAGCACGAACCAGUACGAGGCUUUGAGAGCAGAUUCGGUGGCGAGGGCAAUGAGACGGCUUGGAUGGGAGAUGCAGCUAGUACCAAGGAUGGCCCAGGUGGAUAUUAGCGGCGUGCCGUACGUGUUGAAGGACCGAACACUGACGCUCACAGGCAGACCCAAGAACCAAGCCUUGCUCAGCGACGUCUUUGUGAGUUGCAUCGAAGAUAUCACUCGACGCCAGGCAGACACCCAACAGCACAGGAUGCGUCGACAAGGCAAACACAAAACCGUAAGGGCAGACGAUCGCGACUGGAUGAGCUUUGCAAGGCAGAUGCCGGGAUCGCUACUCGAGGUGGUGAAAAGCAGGGCGUGUCGUAGCGCCAUCAUGUUCAACGAUGCCGUGCGCAGGGAUGUGUGCGAGCGGCUCGUGGCGCGAUUGGCCAGGUGCAGGUUUCCCUUCCAGUGCGCACAUGGCAGACCCACCCUCGUCCCUCUCUGCCAGAUCCUCGCCCAGCCUUGCGACGACAGCUAG
Moesziomyces antarcticus is the source of this 1044-nucleotide messenger RNA. RefSeq lists its product as uncharacterized. The transcript has a single exon. NCBI's taxonomy places the organism in Eukaryota, Fungi, Basidiomycota, Ustilaginomycetes, Ustilaginales, Ustilaginaceae. Gene Ontology annotation, molecular function: ATP binding; ATP hydrolysis activity; ATP-dependent DNA damage sensor activity. The record is from RefSeq and is a predicted model, not a curated record. Gene Ontology annotation, biological process: mismatch repair. Bases 1 to 1044 code for a protein of 347 amino acids. Gene Ontology annotation, cellular component: mismatch repair complex.